AGGAAGUUCCAGGCAGGCGCCCACCAAGAAGAUAAGCUAAGUGUCCUUUUCUAUUUAUUACCUCAGGCCAGCUCAGAUGAAGUCUGAGGCCGGUAACAUCAACAGUGAGGACAAACCCAGUCUGCCUCUCUCCUUCCACACUGAGUCCAAACCUACAGUCACCCAGUCCUGAUUGUGACAGUGGAGCCCAGUUUUCUCUGCAGGAUCCAGAGAUGGCAUCAGUGAAGCUGGAAGACUGCAGUCAAACACUGGAGCUGAAUGUCAACAUUAAAGAUGAAGAAGAGGAGGAGGAGAUUGGGACAUCUGUUUCUCAUGGCCGACUCAGAUCAAGUCUGAGGCCAGUAAUAUCAGCAGUGAGGACAGACGCAGCCUGCCUCUCUCCUUCCACAGUGAGUCCAAACCUACAGUCACUGGGUUCUGAUUGUGACAGUGGAGCCCAGUUUGCACUGCAGGAUCCAGAGAUGGCAUCAGUGAAGCUGGAAGACUGCAGUCAAACACUGGAGCUGAAUGCCAACAUUAAAGAUGAAGUGGAGGAGAAGAUUGGGACAUCUGUUUCUCAUGGAGUCCAUGUUGAGACAUUCUCUACAUCUAUAGAGCAACAGCAGGAAGAUCACAGAGCUAAGAGGUCUCACCACUGCCCACAUUGUGAGGAGAUUUUCCCAAUUCUAUCAAAGUUCAAAAUACACCUAAGAAUACACAAAGGAGGGAAUCUGUAUUUCUGCACUGACUGUGGGAAGAAUUUCACAACAUCAAAGGCUAUGACAGUUCACCAGAGAGUACACACAGGAGAGAAGCCUUACUCCUGCUCUGACUGUGGAAAUAGUUUCUCUCGACGGGGCGACCUAAAAACACACGAACGUAUACAUACAGGAGAGAAGCCUUACUCCUGCUCUAAUUGUGUAAAAUGCUUCACCACAUCAGGUGAGCUAAAAAUUCACCAGAGAACACACACAGGAGAGAAGCCAUACUCCUGCUCUGACUGUAGGGCGAGGUUCUCUCAACUGAGCCACCUAAAACAGCAUGAACGUAUACACACAGGAAAGAAGCCUUACUCCUGCUCUGACUGUGUAAAAUGCUUCACUACAUCAUCUGAACUAAAAGUUCAUCAGAGAACACACACAGGAGAGAAGCCUUACUUUUGCUCUGACUGUAGGGCGAGUUUCUCUCAACUGGGAAACUUAAAACAACAUGAGCGUGUACACACAGGCGAGAAGCCUUACUCCUGCUCUGAUUGUGGAAAGAGUUUUUCUCGAAGGGGCCACUUUAAAACACAUGAGCAUAUACAUACAGGAGAUAAGCCUUACUCCUGCUCUGAUUGUGGAAAGAGUUUUUCUCGACAGGGCGAUCUAAAAAUACAUGAACGUAUACAUACAGGAGAGAAGCCUUACUCCUGCUUCAAUUGUAUAAAAUGCUUCACAACAUCGGGUGAGCUAAAAGUUCAUCAGAGAACACACACAGGAGAGAAGCCAUACUCCUGCUCUGAUUGUAGGGCGAGUUUCUCUCAACGGAGCCACCUAAAACAGCAUGAACGUAUACACACAGGAGAGAAGCCUUACUCCUGCUCUGACUGUAGGAAGAGUUUCUCUCAAUCGAGCCACCUGAAACAGCAUGAACGUAUACACACAGGAGAGAAGUCUUACUCCUGCUCUGACUGUGGAAAAUGCUUCACAACAUCAUCUGAGCUUAAAGUUCAUCAGAGAACACACACGGGAGAGAAGCCUUACUUCUGCUCUGACUGUGGGGCGAGGUUCUCUCAACUGGGAAACUUAAAACAACAUGAACGUAUACACACAGGGGAGAAGCCUUACUCCUGCUCUGACUGUGGGGCGAGUUUCUGUCAACCGUGCAACCUAAAAAAUCAUAAACGUAUACACACAGGAGAGAAGCCUUACUCCUGCCCUGACUGUAGAAAGAGUUUCUCUCAACUGGGCCACUUGAAAAGACACCAAGGUAUACAUAAAGGAGAGUAGCCUUACUACUGCAAUGACAGUUUCCACAGUUUUAAAUCAUCAGCUGAGCUAAAUGAUCUUCAAAGAAUAUACACGGGAGAGUGGCCUUCUGCUCUUACUGUAGCAAGAGCUUCUCGCAAUUGGGCAAUGUAAAACACACCAACGGCUACACACUUGAGAGAAGCCUCAUUAGUUCUCUCAGACCAGCUGAGAUUAGUCACUCCACUUAAUUCUUCUCAUAAAAUAAUUUGCAAUGUUGAAUUGGAUCAAAUGAAGAACGUGUAGAACACUUUUAGUCCUAUUGUUUCUCACUGUGAGAGAACAAUGCAGAGAACAGGGAGCGUCAUGGAAUGAUCAGUGAGCGUCUUGUCAAUUUUGCAAUUUUGCUGACAGUUGUGAAUCUGAUGCAGCCGAAGAGCUAACUGCCCCUUUACCUGGGAAAGCACCGAACAACAGACAGGGAUGUUGGACCAUCGAAGAGGUGCAAAUAUGAAGAGACCUAUAUUGAUUUGGGGUUCACUUAUAUUGGGAAUAGUGCCUUUCCUCAGCCAAAGUGUGUUUAUAGCUCACAACUGAAACCUUCACUCUUACGCAGACAUUUAGAAAAACGCAUGCCACAUUGAAAAAUAAGCCACAGGAGUUUUUUGAGCGAGAAUUAAGACAACUUUCGAGUAGUAAGACACCUAUUAAAGCAACAGAUACCAUUAAUAAGAAGGGGCUAGAAGCGUCUUAUAUGGUGAGCUACUGAGUGGCUGGGACAGGCAAGACCCAUACUAUUGUGGAGGACUUCAUUCUUCCUGCUUCUGUGGAUAUGGCUGGAGGAAAGGCCCAAAAAAACUAUACCGCAUCGGCGACAUGGCAAGAGAUGUUUUGAUACAAUUACUGCUUUGCAUAUACAAGCCAGUGAAUUCUAUGGAUUACAGCUGGAUGAGUCAACAGACAUGGCGGGCCUGGCACAGCUCCUGGUAUAUGUCCGUUCCGUUUUUGGGGGGUCAAUUAAGGAAGACAUCCUCUUCUGCAAACUACUGGAAACCAGGACAACAGGAUACCUUUUUAAAGUACUGGACAGCUUUGUGACAUCAAAUGGACUUUGGUGGUCAAGAUGUGCUGGUAUCUGUACUGAUGGCGCGAAAACCAUGACAGGGAGACAUAGUGGAGUGGUAACGCUGGUGCAAGCACUUACUCCCGAUGCUACUUUGGUUCACUGCAGCAUCCACCGAGAGCCUCUUGCUACCAAGGGAAUGCCUGACAGCUUGAAAGAUGUUUUGGAUACUACAGUGAAAAUGGUUAACUUUGGUGAAGCAAGGCCCCUGAACUCUCGUGCAUUUUCUGCACUAUGCAAUGAUAUGGGCAGCGACCAUGCAACGCUUUUACAACAUACAGAAGUGCGCUGGUCAUCAAGGGGCAAAGUAUUGACAUGGUUUUUUUUGUUUAAUUGAGAGACGUACUUAGUUUUUUUUACUGACCAUAAUUGUCACUUGUCUGACUGCUUUCAUGAUCAGUUCCUCAAAUGACUGGCCUCUCUGGGUGAUGUUUUUUCUCACCUGAAUGAUCUGAAUCUAGGAUUACAGUGACUGCAGCUAUAUUCAAUGUGCGGGACAAAAUUGAGGCUAAUAAGUUGGAGCUCUUCUCUGUCUGCAUUAACAAGGACAACACACAGGUCUUUCCAUCAGUGUAUGAUAUUUUUUUGUGUGUGAACAUGACCCUAAACUUAUGGACAAUGUCAGAUGUGAUCUUGCGAAGCACCUGAGUGAGUUGGGUGCGCAAUUACACAGGUACCUUCCCGAAACAGAUGACACAAACAGCUGGAUUCGUUAUCUCAUUUUGCCCUGCCUCCAGUCCACUUACCGAUAUCUGAUCAGGAGAGCCUCAUCAAAAUUACAAAAAGCGGAUCUGUGGAAAUGGAAUUUAGUCAGAAGCCACUGCCAGAUUUCUGUAUUAGGCUGCGCUCAGAAUAUCCUGCCUUGGCAAAUUGCGCUGUUAAGACACUGAUGCCCUUUGCGACCACGUACUUAUGUGAGAGUGAAUUCUCGGCCCUCACUAGCAUAGAAACUACAUACAGGUACAGACUGUGUGUGGAAAAUGAUUUAAGACAGACUCUCCAAUACAACCCAACAUUGCUAUGUGCAUCCUUUCAAGCACAACCUUCUCAUGAACCUGUGCUGAGUUAUUCACCAUUUUCAAUUAACAAGUUUUAUAUGUAAAAUGGUUAAAUAAAGAACGAAAUGUAUUAUUAUUUGUGCCCUGGUCCUAUAAGAGCUCUUUGUCACUUCCCACGAGCCGGGUUGUGACGACAACUCACAUUCAUUUCUUAUGUUUAAUAAAUGUAUCCUAUUGUGUGGGUGGCUUACAAUAUUUGAGUGCGCUGACCCUGGUGCUAGAGGGGGUACGCAGCUCGAGGUUGAAUGUUUGAAGGGGUCCGGGACUAUAAACAUUUUGUUAUCCACCGGUCUAGAUAAUCCCGGUUUCUGCUGUGUCAUGCUGAUGGGAUGACUAGGGUAUGGAGAAGACUAGGGUAUGAGUACAUGCAUCCAUGCCGUGUGUCAGCAUUGCAGGCUGGCAGUGAUGGUGUGGGGUGUAUUUUCAGGACACACAUUGGGCCCCUUGAUAAAAGUGGAGCAACAUUUGAAUGCCACAGGAUUUCUAAACAUAAUUUCCAAUCAGGUGCAUUCCUUUAUGGCAGCAGUUUAUCCAUCUGCAAAUUGAUUUUUCAGCAGGAUUAUGCCACAAGGCUUGUCCAGGGACG
This is a messenger RNA of Oncorhynchus masou masou (cherry salmon), 4695 nucleotides long. Its product is annotated as zinc finger protein ZFP2-like. Gene Ontology annotation, molecular function: DNA-binding transcription factor activity, RNA polymerase II-specific; RNA polymerase II cis-regulatory region sequence-specific DNA binding. The record is from RefSeq and is a predicted model, not a curated record. The coding region runs from base 213 to 1970 and encodes 585 amino acids. Gene Ontology annotation, biological process: regulation of transcription by RNA polymerase II. NCBI's taxonomy places the organism in Eukaryota, Metazoa, Chordata, Actinopteri, Salmoniformes, Salmonidae. Gene Ontology annotation, cellular component: nucleus. The transcript is spliced from 4 exons.